CAGCCGACUAUUUUACUAGAAAUUUAUCAAAAGCCCUAAUUCGAACACCGCCACCUUCUUCACUUUACCUGUUUCAAACGAUUCUCUUAAAUUUAACCGCUAAAAAUCCCUCAAAUUCACCCAAUUUUAUCUUCAAUUUUUGAAUUUUUGGUGGUUAGUAGUUCUGUAACUAAGAAUCCUCUUCUGGGUAAAUUGUUAAUUGACUGAUAUUAGCUCUGCCACCACUAAUUGUCGUUUGGGGUUUCAGUUCGGUGGUUUAAUGGCGGAGGAUAGAAAUGUGGAUCGCAGUGAAGAGAGUGAUUACAGCUCAGACGAUGAGGGAACUGAAGAUUACAGGAGAGGAGGUUACCAUGCACUCAAAAUUGGCGAUAAAUUCAAGAAUGGCCGUUAUGUGGUGCUAAGCAAGCUUGGCUGGGGACAUUUCUCUACUGUUUGGCUCGCUUGGGACUCUCAGGGAUCGCCCCCGCGAUAUGUAGCUUUGAAAGUACAAAAGAGUGCACAACACUACACGGAUGCAGCUUUGGAUGAGAUAAAGAUCCUUAAACAAAUUGCUGAAGGAGACCCGGUUGAUAAAAAAUGUGUCGUAAAGCUGUUGGAUCAUUUUCGCCAUUCAGGGCCUAAUGGACACCAUGUAUGUAUGGUUUUUGAGUACUUGGGAGAUAAUCUAUUGACUCUUAUUAAGUAUAGCGAUUAUCGAGGUGUUCCUUUACACAUGGUGAAAGAGAUAUGUCUCAAUAUUUUGAUGGGUUUGGACUACUUGCAUCGCCAGCUUUCAAUUAUUCACACUGAUUUAAAGCCAGAGAACGUUUUGCUUUUGUCGACAAUUGAUCCUUCUAAAGAUCCACGUAAAUCAGGCGCUCCUCUCAUCCUCCCAGCUCGUAAGAGUAAAGUUGCUGCUGAGUCUGCUGCUUCAAAAUGUAGUAAGAGUUUAAAUGCAGAUUUAACCAAGAAUCAGAAAAAGAAAAUUCGGAAAAAAGCUAAGAAGGCAGUUCAGAGUUGUGCAGAGAAUGAAGCUUCUGAGGAAAACAGUGCAGCUACGGAAAAAGCUGUGCCUGAAGAUUCGAAUACUGAUACAAUAUCUAAUGAAGGUUCAGUCAAGGAACAGUUAAAUACUUCCAUGACUAAAAAUGAAUCCGCAAAUGGUGAUGAAAAGGAUGCCCGAGAAGAAAAACGUCAUAGAAGAGGCAGCCCUUCCACAAGAAAAAAGCUGUUGGCAGCUGUUGAUCUAAAGUGCAAAUUGGUUGAUUUUGGAAAUGCUUGUUGGACAUAUAAACAAUUUACAAGUGAUAUCCAGACGAGGCAGUAUAGGUGUCCUGAGGUUGUUCUUGGAUCCAAAUACUCAACUCCGGCCGAUAUGUGGUCCUUUGCUUGUAUUUGUUUUGAGCUCGCUACUGGUGAUGUUCUUUUUGAUCCUCAUAGCGGCGACAACUAUAAUAGGGAUGAGGAUCACUUGGCACUGAUGAUGGAGCUUCUUGGCGCAAUGCCUCCUAAGAUCGCAUUGGGUGGCCACUAUUCCCGGGAUUUCUUCAAUAAAAAUGGAGAUUUGAGACAUAUCCGUCGUCUGCGCUUUUGGCAUCUUAACAAGAUACUUGUAGAGAAGUAUGAUCUCAAUGAAAAAGAUGCAAAUGACAUGGCUGACUUCCUUGUUCCGCUACUUGAUUUUGUACCCGAGAAGAGACCAACAGCGGCUCAAUGCCUUAGUCACCCAUGGAUGGUAGCUGGCCCUCGCUUGCUUGAACCUUCCAUGCCUUCUGUUCAACCACAUGUAAGUGAUGGAAACUUAUCCGAGAAGAAGGAAGAAAAUUGCGAGACGGAACACAUAGAAGCUGGAGUAGCGAAUAUGACUAUUGAUGGAGAGCCGAAGCCUUCCAAAGAGGUCAGCUCAACACUUUGAGUUAUCAAAAUAGAAGCAAUUAAAGUUCUUUCUCUGAUGGCUUCGCCUCAGAUGCCUUGCAUUAUGUGAGAGGUGUUUUCUCGUCGGACAUUCAGUUUAAGUUGAUAGUUUUCUGCAGUUAUGUGACUUGGAAUUCUAAUGGUUAUGGUCAGGAGCCUUAUUAAAGGGCAGGAUGGGCGGCUGUCCCCUGAUCCACAGUCAUCGGUUAUUUUUAGUGGUCUCCUUUCUCUUUUGGUAUCACUCUUUUUAAUUAUCUCCUGUUCUCUUCUCCAGUUAUCAUUGCGGCCGCCCUUGCCCGACAGUUACUGGUUGUUUCUAGUUGUCUCCCUUCCCUUUUGGUAUUAGUUUUUCUAUAAUGGUCUCGCCGUUCCCUUUUAGUAUUAAUUUUUUCUAUAAUGGUCUCCCCAUUCCCUUCUUCCAUUACUUGGGUGGUCGCCCUCUAGUCGACAGUCACCAACUGUUUCUGGUUGUCUUCUUCCCCUUUUGGUAUUAUUUUCUAUCAUUAAUCAUCGCAUUCCAUGUUCUUUUCCAGUUAUUGGACCUUUUUCUCUUCUCUUGCUCUCGGUUUUUAUUUCUGAUACCGCCACUGAUUAAUGAUACUAGGCCAUAGGUUGAGUUCUGAAAUGAGGUUUUUGCGUAAAGUAUACAUGUUCAAGUGUAGCGAUUCUUUAACAUCUUUGAUUACAUGUUAUAUGUUCAUGGAUUUACAGGGUACAAUUUACUGUCCUUUAUACGUAAUCUGUUUCAAGGUUCUUGCAACCGGUUAUUUUGAGGCGUCUUGUUGUAACUUCUGUUAUACAUUUAAGAUAUCUUCAUUGUGCUUAAAGCAGUAACUUCUUGUUGGUCAUGGAUUGUUCAAUCCUCCAACAUAAAUGUGUAAUCAAUCAUUCAGGCAUGUGCAUCUAACAAAUAUUUACCA
Molecule: messenger RNA, 2813 nt
Organism: Mercurialis annua (annual mercury)
Lineage: Eukaryota; Viridiplantae; Streptophyta; Magnoliopsida; Malpighiales; Euphorbiaceae
Exons: 4
Coding region: 260-1894 (544 amino acids)
Biological process (GO): spliceosomal complex assembly; regulation of mRNA processing; protein phosphorylation
Molecular function (GO): ATP binding; protein kinase activity
Source: RefSeq, a predicted model, not a curated record